Molecule: messenger RNA, 1728 nt
Organism: Oldenlandia corymbosa var. corymbosa
Lineage: Eukaryota; Viridiplantae; Streptophyta; Magnoliopsida; Gentianales; Rubiaceae
Source: the annotation of a GenBank genome assembly
AUGGCUUCAUCUUUCUCAGUUCCUUCAAUGAUUAUGGAAGAAGAAGGGAGGUUUCAAGCAGAGGUUGCAGAGGUGCAGGCAUGGUGGAACUCAGAGAGAUUUAAGCUCACCAAAAGGCCAUACUCAGCAAGAGAUGUUGUCUCACUGAGAGGAAACAUCAAACAAAAUUACGCAUCAAAUGAAAUGGCCAAGAAGCUCUGGAGAACUCUGAAAACUCAUCAGGCCAAUGGGACAGCAUCAAGAACUUUUGGAGCCCUUGAUCCUGUUCAAGUCACCAUGAUGGGCAAGUAUUUGGACUCGAUUUAUGUGUCUGGUUGGCAAUGCUCAUCUACUCAUACCUCCACCAAUGAACCGGGACCAGAUCUUGCUGAUUAUCCUUAUGAUACUGUUCCGAACAAAGUUGAGCAUCUUUUCUUUGCUCAGCAGUAUCAUGACAGGAAACAAAGGGAGGCGAGGAUGAGUAUGAGCCGCGAGGAGAGGGCUAGGACGCCGUUUGUUGACUAUUUGAAGCCUAUCAUCGCUGAUGGUGAUACCGGUUUUGGUGGUGCCACCGCCACCGUCAAGCUUUGCAAGCUUUUCGUGGAACGUGGGGCGGCCGGUGUCCACAUUGAGGACCAAUCCUCUGUAACUAAGAAAUGUGGUCAUAUGGCUGGAAAAGUGCUUGUUGCAGUGAGUGAACAUAUUAACAGGCUUGUUGCAGCAAGGUUGCAGUUUGAUAUCAUGGGUACUGAGACGGUUUUAGUUGCUCGUACGGAUGCUGAGGCUGCGACAUUGAUCCAAACAAAUGUUGAUACCAGGGAUCAUCAGUUUAUCUUGGGUGUAACUAAUCCACAGCUUAAGGGCAAGAGCUUGGCGACGAUUUUAUCAGAAGCGAUGGCAGCAGGGAAAACUGGCCCUGAACUCCAGGCCAUUGAGGAUAAUUGGCUGGCAAUGGCGCAGUUGAAGACAUUCUCUGAUUGUGUAGUUGAUGCAAUCAGGAGAUUGAAUGUCAGUGAAGCUGAGAAGCAGAGGAGGCUGGAUGAGUGGAUGUAUCAUUCCAGCUUCGAAAAGUGUUUGUCAAAUGAGGAAGGAAGAAUGAUCGCCGAAAGGAUGGGACUAGAUCUGUUCUGGGAUUGGGAUUUGCCUAGAACCAGAGAAGGCUUCUACAGGUUUAAGGGAUCUGUCAACGCUGCAAUUGUUCGGGGCUGGUCUUUCGCUCCAUACUGUGAUCUGAUCUGGAUGGAAACUGCUAGCCCUGAUUUGGUUGAAUGCACGAAAUUUGCCGAGGGAGUGAAAUCCAAGUGUCCUGAAACCAUGUUGGCAUACAACUUAUCUCCAUCAUUCAACUGGGAUGCAUCAGGAAUGACCGAUGAGCAGAUGAGAGAUUUCAUUCCAAGGAUUGCUAAAUUAGGAUACUGUUGGCAGUUCAUCACGCUGGCCGGCUUCCACGCGGAUGCCCUCGUGGUCGACACAUUUGCUAAGGAUUUCGCCAGAAGGGGUAUGCUGGCAUAUGUUGAGAGAAUCCAAAGGGAGGAAAGAAGCAAUGGGGUGGACACUUUAGCUCAUCAGAAAUGGUCUGGUGCAAAUUACUAUGACAGAGUCCUCAGGACUGUCCAGGGAGGCAUCACUUCUACUGCUGCCAUGGGCAAAGGUGUUACUGAAGAGCAGUUCAAAGAGACAUGGACUAGGCCAGGAGCAACAGACAUGGGUGAAGGAGCAAGUGUUGUGAUUGCUAAAUCAAGAAUGUAA